UCAUAGUCUGUCUUCGGGUGGGUGUCUGCCGUGAUUUUUUUUUUGACGGCUCGUAAUUUUAAUGAAAAAUCUGAUGAUGUCUUUAACGAAGAAGAUGUCAUAAUUCUAUUCUUCCUUGCACGAGCUGGAGCAGGAGUGAUCUGUGAUGGAGUAGGCAUAGGCGGAGGCGACAGGGAAGAGCAAGAGACUUCAGCUUAGUCAAAAAAUUAUCUGGUGACUUCUGACAGCUCUAUCAAGAUGUCUCAAAUGGACUCAUUUCUUCCACUCUUGACAACAUCUGACAUAAUGAAAAAGCUCUCAGUGAGUGCAGAUGUUGUUAAGCACCUGGAGUCUACCUCUGAUAUUGAAUGUGAAGACAUUGGACUCUUCAUUGAUAGGAUAAUACCUUGGACCGCACAAAGCAACUUCAGGGUGGCGCAGAACGGACUGACGAUCCUGACUCUGCUGGCCGAGCGGAUGAGGUCCGGCUUCCGACCCUACCUCAAGGACGUGCUGCCACACGCCGUGGACAGACUCGGAGACCCCCGGGACACGGUCCGUGAGAAGGGUCGCCAGCUGCUGGCUCGGCUGAUGGCGGGCUGCCUGACGCCGCGCCAGCUGUUUGACCGACUGGCGCCGGCACUGGCGCACAAGAGCGCCAAGGUGCGAGAGGAGAUGCUGCUGCUUCUCCAGGAGGCCGUCACUGUUCACGGCGCCGGCUCGAUCCACCUGACGCCCCUGGUGGCGCCAGUGGUGGGUCUGCUCGGCGACCCGACCCCGGCCGUCCGAGACGCCGCCUUCAGCACGCUGGUGACGCUGUACAAACACGUGGGCGAGCGACUGAGACACGAUCUGCAGCGGAAACAUAGCGUGCCAUCGGCCAGACUGCCGGCUCUGAUGGCGGCGUUUGACGCGGUGCGCGAUUCCGGGGCCGGACCGCCGACGUCCCGAGGUGCCGUCACACCAGGUGUCCGGAAAGAAUCGACCGAUGAGGUGGACAGAGUGGCGGUCUCGGCCACCUCGGCGGCGCGGUCCACUGGGAUACCGACCGUGCGGCGCUCUCUGACGCAGAAGACGAGCAACGGCGCGGUGCACUCCGGAGGCGCCGGCGCCAUCGACGAGGCCACGUUCAUCGCGUCGUUCGAGCAGGUGCCACGGCUACAGAUCUUCUCUCCCAAGGAGCUCGAGGACACGAUGACGCGCCUGCGGGAGACGCUGAGCCAGCCGUCGGCCGACUGGGACUCGCGCACUGAGGCGCUGAGGAAGCUGAGAGGCGUGCUGGUGGCCGGCGGAGCCGACUUUGACGAGCUGUACCGGCACCUGCGACUCAUGGAGCCGGCGCUGCAGCUCUCCGUCCAGGACCUCAGGUCUCAGGUGGUGCGCGAGGGCUGCAUCACGAUCGCCUACCUGUCGCAGCAGCUGGGCUCGCGCGUGGACCACCUGUGUCACUCGCUGCUGCCGGUUCUCAUCGAACUGAUACCCAACAGUGCCAAGGUGAUGUCGACGUCAGGCGUGGUGGCCAUCCGGUUCAUCAUCCAGCACACGCAGCACGCCCGGCUGAUCCCCAUCAUCACCAGCCAGCUGAGCAGCAAGUCCAGAGAGAUCCGGCGCGCCUGCUGCGAGUUCCUCGAGCAGAUGAUCACCACAUGGCCGACGCCGGCCCUCGAGCGACACGUGGCGGCCAUUCAGGAGGCGAUACGCCGCGGUGUGGCUGACGCGGACAGCGAGGUGCGAGCCACUAGUCGCAGGGCGUACUGGGGGUUUGCCGACCACUUCCGGCAGCAGGCUGACUCGCUGCUCAACUCACUGGACCCGCAGCAUAAGCGGCUGCUGGCCGGCGCCCGCUCCCAGUCCGGUAGCGCCGGCUCGCUCAACACGCCGGGCCGCCGCUCUCGCUCCACCAGUCAGGAGAGCCUGCCGUCGGCCGUGGGACUCAGUCGAACGGGCUCCACCCGGAGGAGCGGGCUGCCGCAGCCGAGCCCCGCGCCGGUGGAUAGGGGGAAGUCUCCGGCGCCGCCGGCGUUCCGCUCUACAUCUGCCAUCGACCUGCAGGCGGCACAGCGGGCCAGUGUGCGCGCCCAGUACGCGGCCGCCCAGCGCGCGCGCGCCGCCGCCGGACCCGGCAGUCUGCUAUCGAGCACGCCGGGUCCGGGCCGCGCGCGGCCGCCGCCCUCGUCCGUCGGCCCACAGCGCACCCGUUCCGUGACGCAGAGUCAGCCCGGCAGUCGGAGCAGCUCGCCGUCUCGUCUCGGUCUGACCGGGCGCGGCUCUCCGUCCGAGUCCCAGACGCUGGGCAGACGCCGGCGCCGCUCGGGCAUUCCGCGCUCCACGGGUCCGUCCCGCGAGACGUCUCCGCACCGGCAGACGCCGGCGGGAGCCACAGGGAUCAGGAGGCCCGGUGUGACUGGCCUAUCCCGUCCGGCGGCGGCCGCCGACCUUCUGCGGCAGAGGAGGGCCUCUGAGAGCGCCCCUUCAGACACACCGGCGUCGGUGGCCCGGUGGCGCUCGCCAGUACCCGAUAUGUUCUCAGAGGGCUCCCCGUCAGAGGCGGGCAGUCUCAGCUCCGGCCGCUCGUCUCUGGAGCCCACCCCGCGCAGAGACGCGGGUGGCUGGAACAGCGGCCCUCAGUCGCUCGGCUCACUCCCCAGCAGCCUGCCCGAGGUCGGAGACCGGCCGGUGGGUGAUGUGAUCGAGCAGGCGGCCUCCACGCAGUGGUCGGAGCGCCGCGAGGGUCUGCUCGCCCUGCAGGCCGUGCUCCGCUCCAACAGAAUGCUAGCCGCUUCCGAGCUCAGCCGAGUCACCGAGCUCUUCACCAAAAUGUUCAUGGACCCGCACACCAAGGUGUUUGGCGUGUUUCUGGAGACGGUCCAGGAGCUGGUGAUCCAACACCACGACGACCUGGGUGACUGGCUCCGCGUGCUGGUGGCGCGACUACUCACCAAACUUGGUGCCGACGUGCUCGGAUCCGUGGUUCAGAAACUGGAGCACACACUCAGUGUGGUUAGGUCGUCGUUCCCAGCCAGCCAGCAGCUGCAGUGUGUGUGCCACUUCCUAUUGGACCAGUACCAGACGCCCAACGGACGCGCCAAGGCGGCCGCGCUGCGCUACCUUCGCGCCCUGCUCGACAGUAUGGACGCAGCCGAGCUGACCGGGGCCGACGCCGACCUGCCGGCCGCCGUCACCAAGGUUCUCAGCUGGGCGUCUGACCAGAAGUCGGUGGAGACGAGGAGCGCCGCGCGUGCCGUUAUCGUGGCGCUGUUCGAGCUGAACACGGCAGAGUUUACCCGUGUCCUCCAGCAGGUGCCCAAAUCGUGCCAGGACGCGGCCACGGACAUUAUUCAGCAGCACCUGCGCCGUCGCGCCAGCGUGGACCAGUCGGCGGCCCAGCUGCGGACUCGUCCCGGCCGAGACGGCGACGGUGGCAGCCCGGACCCUCCGGCCGCCUCCACUCCGGAGGCACCCUCCGACAGCGACGAGCAGCAGCAGUUGGCCGCCGCGCUGGCCGCCCUCCACCUGGAGCCGGCCGAACAGUGGCAGUCUGCGCUGCACUCGCUGGCCAGGCUGGCGGGGACCGGCUCGGAGCAGCUCUGGCGCGACCACUACAGCGCCGUGCUCCACUUGCUCCUGGACAGUCUGCAGUCGGGCGGUGCGGCGCGCGAGCCCGUCCUCGCCGCGCUCACGGCCAUGCUGCGCCGCGACUCCAUAGCCGGCCUGCUGCUGCCCUUCAGCGAGCUACUGUUCCGACGCGUGCUCGAGGCGCAGGCCGAGCCGGCCGAGCGCGAGGUGGCCCGCGCCGCCGAACAGUGCGCCGGAGCGCUGGCCGCGCGGCUGCCGGCGGACGCGGCGCUGCGCGCGCUAGGACCGCUCGUGCAGGCCGGUCAGUUUCCACUGAACCGGGCGGCGAUCAACACUCUGACGCGGCUGAUGGAGCAGCGGGAGUCGGCCGCCGUGCUCGGCUGGCUGCCGGAGCUGAUGCCGCUGCUGCUGAAGGCAUACGAUAACCGCGAGUCGUCGGUGCGAAAGGCGGCAGUGUUUUGUAUCGUCACGGCGCACACUGUGUGCGGCGGUGACGCCGUCGAGCCCCACCUCACCGCGCUCAACGCCACCAAAAUGAAACUACUGCGCAUGUACAUCGCGCGCGCCCAGGGCGCCACCUCGCCCGGAGACUCGCCCCGCGGAGUCGACUCGCCCGGAGAGUCGCCCCGGGACACGGAAUCGCCGCCCAAGUAGUGCGGCCGCUACUCGGGGCGGUUUCUACCAGUUCUACCAGACUCCACCGGUCUCCGCUCCGCUCGGGGCAGGUCUCGUCUGACCGUCGGGGUCGGUGUAAGCCGGCGCAGAGCGGCUGGGCCGGCGCUGGGAGCCUGCUUUACCCUCACCGGGCGCCCGCCGCGGGCUAUCGGCAGCAGCUUUAACACGGCGACCCGCCAUUGAGAAUAUGUUGGCUUUAAUGUUGCGCGCCGCUGUGUUCUUCCUUGCGGUGCCCUAUGCAAGGAGCAGCCGCGGGCUGGUAACCAGUGCUGGCUGUCAGCGGUGGUUCCGGUAACCAGGGGAAGGAACAAGGUAGUUCCGUAACCAGGGAAGAGAACCAGGUGGUUCCUGUAACUGAAAGGGAUACUCAGAGCCAACUUGUAACACUCCCAGGGUAACAGACUUUGGGCCCCAGGCGUGGGUCUGUAAUCAAUCCUGACUGGGCUUUGACCGUCCGCCCCAAACCAGCGUUGUGUCCUUAUGGCUGAUGGCUCGUAAUCUUGCAGUGGAUGCCUGAGCUACCCUAGUAACGGUUCCUUGUCAGCGGUCCCACGGCUGACAUCAAACUGAUUUUAACGCAUUCCUGGUGCCCCGCAGGCACCGCGUAACCGGCCAUUUCCAGUUAAACAUUCCCGAUGGAUCGCGCGACUGGCCGGGAGUCGGUGAGAUGACCCCUAUGCUCGGUCACAAUAUGCAGAUGCACGGUGCUGUCUGAUGUGUAGGGUUAUACCGUUAUGUUUUUAUAUUUUUCACCCCGUUUUAGGCCGAUGCGGACGGGUGUAUGGGUCCUCUGCGGCGCUGAGCAGCUGUCCCGGUGUUUAAUCUGUGAUCGGUGGCCGUCCACUCGUUCCUGGGGGAGGGGUGGCGGCGUCCUGAGACGGGUCGCGGGGGAGGGGUGGGCGCGCUUCGACAGCCAGUCACUCUUGUGACGCUUAACUGUGUGUGCAAUGGUGAGAGUGUGCAAUGUGAUCAGACGACUAUGCCUUUGCAAUGAGCUAAACAAUGGUAGCUAGACAAAAUAAACUUAUUGACCACUGACAGA
Molecule: messenger RNA, 5272 nt
Organism: Amphibalanus amphitrite
Lineage: Eukaryota; Metazoa; Arthropoda; Thecostraca; Balanomorpha; Balanidae
Product: CLIP-associating protein 1-like
Exons: 29
Coding region: 238-4209 (1323 amino acids)
Biological process (GO): mitotic spindle assembly
Cellular component (GO): microtubule organizing center; mitotic spindle; cytoplasmic microtubule
Molecular function (GO): microtubule binding
Source: RefSeq, a predicted model, not a curated record